Molecule: messenger RNA, 1869 nt
Organism: Lecanosticta acicola
Lineage: Eukaryota; Fungi; Ascomycota; Dothideomycetes; Mycosphaerellales; Mycosphaerellaceae
Source: the annotation of a GenBank genome assembly
AUGGUCGGCAGUGGGACCCGGCGGAGUGUGAAGAAGUCUCGUGGCGGAUGCACACGAUGCAAGGCCCAACAUCUCAAGUGCGACGAGAAGAAGCCCGGAUGCGGCCGGUGUGAGCGUCUGGGCAUCACUUGUCCGGGCUACAGUCAGUCGCUGAGGUGGUCUACGAAGCAUGAGGUCAACAGCUGGCGGGUAGAUCGGCUAGCAGCAGCAGCAGCAGCAUCAGCAUCAGCAUCAGCAUCUUCGCCAACGAGUCCAGAACAGACAGACUUGCAGAUUCCCGCUCAGAAUGGCGGUUUGGAAUGGUUGGACUUCUCGUAUGGCCCUUCGAUGGAGAACGAAGUUGGUCUGGCGAGCCCAAUUGGUGACAACCACCUGUUCGGCAUCGACAAUCUGCACGACUGGACACCGAAUGAUCUCCUCUUGGUGCCGGAGGAGAAUACGUCCUUGACGCCUUUGAUGCCGCAUCAGCCUUCGAGUGCAUUGGAUCAGCCUAUGCUGAAAUCUCUGGGCCCACGCAGGUCACGGCCACAGACAUCAGGAGGAGCAAUACCAAAAGCUCUCGCCCAUCAGCCGUCCGAUCUCCUAUCGUACUACUUCCAAGUCAUGCCGCGAGUCUAUUCUACAUUUGACAGCCACAAGAAUCCAUUCCGAACGGCAGUAUCGGACCUGUUCAGUCAUUCACUGGCGGUCAAUCUGGCGGCUCAGAGCAUGGCCGCAGCAUUCUUAUCUGAGGUCCAUCCUCGCUUUGCAGCAAUCGGAGCCAAGCUUAGGCGAGAGGCUCUCCAAGUCAUACAGUCCAAACCGAGCAACGACUACGACGUGCUACUGGCGUUGAUGAUGUGUGGCCCUACCGGUAACUGGCAUCAGACAAGUGAUCUCGGCCUAGCUGCAUACAAGGAAAUGAGGAGCCGCCUACAUGCCCUUUCUGCCUCUGAGCACCAACCUCCAAAUCUUCCCUUCUUCCAAGAAGGCAUGUUGCACUGGGAAAUGAUUCUAUCUUAUGCUGCCGACUCCAAUCUCCUUGGUCCUGGCUUCAAGUACAGACCAGCAAUUCCACGGCAUGCCAAGCAUGAAGCCCAUCCCUGGACUGGUGUUGGACAUCAGACCGCACAAAUAGUCGCUGACAUUGGAAGACUUGUCCGCCGCCAGCGGCUAUCUUCCCGCGAGCAACAAUUCGUAACGCAGGCGUACAUCCGACAGAUGAGCCAAGAUCUUGACACUGCGCGUGAGCUAGAGCAGCGGCUAUUGGCUUGCGAACAUCCCGAUGAAAGUGACAUCGUCCCAACGGAAGACGCCGCAACACCAGCAUGGCACAUCCGAGCGAUUGCAGAGCUCAAUCGCUACGCAGGCUUAUUGCAACUCUAUCGCGUCUUCCCCGACCUCCUGACCGAACGUCCCCAAGCCGAAGAUGCCACCGAUCCUACAGCUUCAGAAGAAAACAACGCCACACUCGUCGACCUCACAAACCUCUCCUCUCCUCUACACACAGACUCUCGACGAAACCAAUGGCUCACGCGCUUCUCCCUGGAAGCUCUUCGGAUCCUCGAAACCAUCCCGGCAGAAUCAGGCACCAAAGAUUUCCAACCCUUCAUCAUUGUCGCGCUAGCGAGCGAACUGGUUUGCGAGACUGUUCCUCCUCAACAGCAAGACACAACGGCGGCAGUAUCUUCCGCCUUCGCAGAAGUGGCCAUGAUGCGCAAAUUUGUCAUCGACAGGCUGACCGCCUUUCUGCGCUUGAUUCCUCCCAAGCCGAUUCGAGCCUGUCUAGAUAUUAUCAGGGACACGUGGCGGCGAAUCGAUGCGGGAGAAUGCGAUGUCUACUGGCUUGAUGUGAUGAUUCAGAAUGGAUGGACGACAAUCAUGGCGUGA